AUGUCUACAAACCUCCUGGGCGUAUUGAUAGAUGUCUUCGUUUUACUUCUGCGCUUAGGGAUUAGCAUCCUGACUACGAGGAAAGAUUGUGGGGUAAUCAUUGAGUCAGUAGCUCACAGCAUGACGGUCAAGCCGAUGACCAUGGAUGUGGUCUUGAUCGCUUCCGAAGGCCGAUUAAUGAUCCGGGAGAAGUGGCGCCACCGAUUUGUUAGGCCACCUCAGCGAUCAAGGACUCGACCACCUGUUCAGACUCGCAUCAAAAAGUACCAAGUACAGUGGGAUAGAGGCCUCUCUCGGCCUCUUUCAGGCUUAAAUUCGAGAAUCCGAUACUUCUCGAUAAAGAAACGGUCCACCCGAUCUUUUAGCGCCCUCAUAGUGCGGGAAUUUAGGAGACCCCAUGGAGAUUGUCAUGUGGCUGCCCAUUCCUUAUUCCUCGCCGGUCCGCAUGUCUGGUACGUAGCAGGCUUCUGUCCGACCGUGCCAAGACAAUCCGAGGAAGCCCAAUCUGCGCCCAUGAAGCCGCCACUCAUACCGAGUAUUCAACGGGUGCAAAGCUUCGUGAACUCAAGAUUAGCUUUAGCUAUUGAACAUAGCAACAUUUGGUUCACGAAGAGAAGUCCUCAAACGGGAGAUAUGGCUUCAGUUCCUCACCAGAUAUCUUCAUCGCGUAACCAAGCUCAUGAGAAUCCGACGACUCUGGAAGGAAUAGAAGCUGCAAUCAGACAAUCGGAAAUCGCACUUAACUUAGCCGCUUCACAGGAGGACCAACACCCAGCGUUCCAAGCUGUGCAUCACGACCGCCUCGCCGACCUUUACUACUCGAAGUAUGGGUUAACUCGCAACAGCAGCGACCGUGACGCCGCCAAAUCUCUAAGCGGUACAGCCGGGGUUCUUGGCAAACAGGCCACGCAAAAUAACCCCCCAGGCUACUCUAAGGCGGCGCAAUGGUGCGCAAUCCAGGGAAGUCGGCUCUCAGUUCGUUUCGAAAGGUUCGGAGAGAAGAAGGAUCUUGACGAUGCCAUUGACAUCUAUGAAGAAGCUUUGGAAGCCCUUACAGAAGGAUCAUCUUUGCGAUCGAUCAUCCUGAUGAACCAAGCAAAUUGCCUCUGCACCAGAUAUGAGGAAGAAGGGUCCGUGGAGGAUAUUGAGGAUGCGAUCAGAAAAGCUAGGGAGGCGUUGACUACUGCGGGCACAAACACUGCAACGAUACAAAACGAUCUCUCCACUAUGUACUUGUCCAAAUACGAGAGGGACAAGGUACCGGAGGACUUGGAAGAAUCGUUGAAGCUUUCGAAGAGUGCAGUAGACAGGACAGCCCAGGAUGACCCGAAGCUUCCCACUAGGCUAGUGAAUCGAGCUAUUGCAUUGAAUGCCCGAUACGAAUCCUUGGAGGAGAUAAAGUGGAUUGAGGACACAAUUGAGACCUUGGAAAAGGCAGAGGCUUCCGCCAGAACUGGUAAUGCGGCAUGUCUCCCUCAGAUUCUCUCUCGGCUCGCUGGUGCGUUAUACGUGCGUUACAGGCGGACGAGGACUUCUUCCGAUAUACUUGCGGCACUCGAGAAAGGGAAGGAGGCUCUCCAGCUGAUCGAUGAUAACCCUCAUCAUGAUGACCGAAAGAAGCUCAACAAACUCCUGCAUACUUGCAGCGAAGAGGCCCGGGAACUAGAAGAUGACGAAGAGGAAGUAAGAGAAGGCGACUGUUUUGUGGAGGUUUGA
Messenger RNA from Lindgomyces ingoldianus, 1716 nucleotides. RefSeq lists its product as uncharacterized. Lineage: Eukaryota; Fungi; Ascomycota; Dothideomycetes; Pleosporales; Lindgomycetaceae. The coding region runs from base 1 to 1716 and encodes 571 amino acids. Gene Ontology annotation, molecular function: protein binding. The record is from RefSeq and is a predicted model, not a curated record. The transcript has 4 exons.